This is a messenger RNA of Osmia bicornis bicornis, 616 nucleotides long. RefSeq lists its product as uncharacterized. The record is from RefSeq and is a predicted model, not a curated record. The coding region runs from base 224 to 616 and encodes 130 amino acids. NCBI's taxonomy places the organism in Eukaryota, Metazoa, Arthropoda, Insecta, Hymenoptera, Megachilidae. The transcript is spliced from 3 exons.
CUGAAAGAAUUCUUGCAUUAGAAUAAUCGUCUAUUAUAUUUGUUGCAGUGAAGUUGGCCACACAAACAUUCACUAACAAAUUCACGCUUUUGUCUUCCGGAGUAUCACCCAUGUUUAGUUUCUAUUUUUAUAUUAUUAUAUAUGUAUCCAUUUCUAUUUCAUUAUAUAUUUUUUUUUAGAUACUAAAGAGUACAAAGAGGAAGCUAAGCAACCUCAGCCGGAAAUGCUGUUGCAGCUGCAGCAGCAAAUACUUGAUAUACAAAAAAACAUCGAAAUGUUAAAAGGAAAACAUGAUGGAUAUAUCACGGCACAGGCACAGCGGUCGCCGCUCUUAGAUUUGUACGAGCCUGAUGAGCCACAUGAGCAUAUAGUAAGUCGUUUUAUUACGUUCCUGUUUUUCCGUUACUUCUGUAGCGACUUCGUCGCUACCAUGCCCUUGCAGGAAUUUAUUGCCUUUUUGAAGGAGAGGCUUGGGCGAGCCUGGUUAAGGUCGAGUAUAAAACAAAUUCAAUACCACAUGACUGGGAUGGCUGUCAUAGUAAUCGACGAUGCAGACGCCGCGGAGAAAGAAAAGGCCGCAGCGGGCGGCGGGCGACGGGCGGCCAAUUAUUGUUGA